This is a messenger RNA of Dicrocoelium dendriticum, 5594 nucleotides long. NCBI's taxonomy places the organism in Eukaryota, Metazoa, Platyhelminthes, Trematoda, Plagiorchiida, Dicrocoeliidae. The record is from the annotation of a GenBank genome assembly.
GAAGAGGACAACAGGUUUUGUCCGCUUUCGGCGCACCGUUCAAUAUUCCUUCAAGCUGUUCGAAUGCCUGAUGAUCUAACUCCUAGAAAGAAGCUUAUAGAGCGGAUUAUAGAUUGGAACACAAACAGACUUGGUCUGUUUGAGCUCUCAAUGCCUGCUGAGGAUGGCGAGUUCAAUGGCGUCAUGCGCUUUUUCUACCAAGACGAACUUGGUCGGUUUCAGACGAAGUGCAUCCGUGUUUCCAGCAAACAGAGAAGUUCAGAACUUGUCGAAGUUCUGCGUGAAAAGUUUUUUCCAUUAGAUAGCUCUAUUAAGCACAUGCACUUUGGCAUUUACGAGCAUCACGCUAGUGGAGUUCGGCGCUUAACGAAUGACGAGUUUCCGCUGCUUGUGCAGUUGAACUGGAGCAAGUACGAUCGCGAGGGCAAGUUUGUCAUGAAAGUAGAAUCGUCUACGAGACCGCUUCAGUUCUGCAAUGGCACACCUUGUAAAGGCGGUGUUUCGUCGAGUAAAGCAUUCUGCAACAGCACUCGACGUCGAUGGUCUCUGCGUCGAGAUCGACGAACUCCAACCGUAUCUAGGCGUGGUCCUUUAGGCUGUGCUGCGGCCGUUGGUUGGAACCGGGAUAAAUCUGCAACACAUCCGGACCAUUUCUCACCUCAUGAACCCAGCCUCAACUGUCUCCCAAGCAACCAUCAGUUGGGAUCUACGAAAAAGUCUUCAUCGUGCGCCCAUUCUUCACCACCGGAUUCCACAUUUACACGCACCAUCUCUAACCCUGAGGAAGUGAUGCGUCGCAAACGCCAACGUACUUUGGAAGCGAAGCUGAUGCAAAUUUUGCAUCAUGAUGUAUCCGAUGUCGGUGGCACUUUGAAGAUUUACGGUGGUCAAAUCUGUCCUUCCGUCCCAUACAAAACCCUGUUACUUUCCGCUACGGAUUCUGUUUCUGAUGUGAUUCGACAGGGUUUGAACAAAUACGGUCUGGAGGACGCAGACCCAGCGGCCUACUGUCUGGUGAUGCGCGUCCGCACUUCCUCUGACGUGGCAAACAAUCGCCGGGGCACGGAAGGUGUGCUUUGCGAUACCGAUUUUCCUUUGACACAAUUGUUCAACUCCACUCUAGAUGCCGGCACAGUUGUCACAUUUGAACUGCGACCACGUCCACCGCAUCUGUUUGCCAACCGACCGUUCUCCAAUGCUUCCUAUGUUCCCCGACUACCUGACCCCUUGGUUGAUGCUUCCAAAAAGCACACGAAAUACAAUCGUUCUUCACUAGAGCUGGACACUGUGUUCGCCUGCUUGAUCGAGCUGCGUUCCACACCUCCAAUGGAUCCGGGUUCGAUCACAUUUCCGGACACUCACGGAAUCAGUACGGGUACCAUCUACCCUCUACCGGUGCACAAAGGUCAGGUUUGUGUGGGCACCGUUUGCAGUCCGGAUGCAGCUCACCCGUACAUCGUUACCCUACCUGCCUGCUUCUGGCCUGGUGUGGAGCUACACCAUUUGAUUAUUUGGCGUCCUCCAGUCCCUCCCGGGAUCACCUCGGCAAUGGCUGCGGCUGAAGCGACUACUCGCCGUGGGGGUUGGCUUGCGUGCAGACCGUGUAUGCGACUCGCUCCGGGCACCGGGAAACAGAUGUUCGCUCAGGUUUUUGUCAACAACCAACCGUUGGUCCAGACUGCUGAGAACCAAGCCUGUGUGUACUGGCUCAGCCCAGGCGAUGUCAUACGAUUGGGCAGUGGACGGAGGUGUUUGAAAAUUUGGCCCGGCAGCGGUUCACUUCCUCUCAGACUUCCUUCUAAGAUCAACACGUCCAUCGCGACCACUGGACCCGGUAGCGCCUCGAAUUGUCCUGAAGUUCCCAGGCACCACCGAGUUUACGAAUCAAAUCUUUCCGGAUCCCCACCGUCAACUUACGAAAAUGCCCCACCUCUCGUGUCUAGGAUCGGGGAUGUUAGCCACAUGUCCACUCCAGUGACCUUUUUCUCUCCACUCAUACAUUCGCCAAUUUCACAUUUGCCUGAGUUCACUCGACGUCCUGGUCCAUUCGUGCACACGAAGUCCUCUCUCACUUUUACACCCGUCCCGGCUGCAGUGGAUCGCAUUUCUGUUUCGUCCUCUUCUCUAUCCAGCAAUCCAACAACCGAUGAGCUCCCCUCCUCACCCAGACCUACUUCUUAUGAGCGUCCUAUCCGUUCUGACAUUGGUACUCCUGCAAUCCUCACCGCUACAAAGUCUUCCACUCGUCUGUUGGAAACUGGUCUCUCUCCUAUCGCUCCUUUACAUGGACGAUCCUUCGAAACUGGUUACACACCUAGCACCUCAGUUUCAGUCCACAUCGAACAAAUACCUCCUUUCCGCCCAAUUCCUUCAACAACAUGGACUGGCAACAAACUUCCCACGUUGUCAGAGAACAAGCGCACCCCAGGCCCAGUCACCACACCUGCUCCCAAUCCGCCUGACCCCAUCUCCAAUGUGCCGGAGUCCGUUUGCUCGCGUUUUCCAUCCCUCUCCUCUUCCGAUAUUAAACCUUCUAUGGACAGCAGAUCGCAUCGUCCGCGGUCCGGAUCCACCAUUUCCGAUCGUCUUCCUUGUCAGUUGGCGUUCGCACCUGGUACAGUGGCACUGCUGCUAGACUGGGUCAUCAAACACUCCCUUGCCGCUCAGUUCUUUCCGGAUGAUUCGACACCUCCCGAUCUCAGCACCCCACCUUCCUCCCUUGCAGAAUGUCCGUUGGGACCCGCAAUAACAGUAUACCUAAUGCUCCGUGCCAUUCACCGCCAAUGUGAUCGCUGGGAAAUCAUAGAGGCGAAACAGCUGGCGAAACACUCGAAUUCCACGGAACAGUCAAGCACCGCUCCGAAUAAUAACCCGGUGGAAUCAAAAACAUUUUCCCUGAAUGAUCCAAUGCACCCAUCGAAGAUCAAGUUGGCUACUCACCAACUCCGACGUCGACGACGAGAGCUGCUGAUCUUAUUGGCAGGUGCCGUUGAACGAUUGGAGCAAGUCGGCACAAUUUUUGCCACUUCUGUCGAGCGUUGGCAUUUGUGGUCCCCUCCCGUUUCUGGCACCGACUGGGAGACAAAGUUUCAUACUCUGUUACGCUCAGUUGCCGCAUGGUUGUCCAACGCGAGCCAGCUGCUCCAUUUGGUCACGCGGGAUGUGGAUUUUAGUAAAACCUUUGAGAUUGGCUCCCCACUCGGCGUUUCAAAUCCGGACGAUGACGUCUCCGCUCAGUCCACAUGGGCUGUGGUCCAAGACCAACUAACCGACGUUGUACAGACAGCAUUCGGGUUCCUCACAGAUAUCUGCGUGUCACGAUUGGAUCGAGAGAGUAUUCCGAACCUUUUAUUGAAAUUGACCCGUCUGGUCGAAAACCACUCCCUCGCGUCCAGUCUCCCGAAUGGGGAUGACGGAAUUUGUUCCGCAGACGAGAGCACAAAGGAUCCAUCUACAUCAGAUUCAGACGCGACUCUCCGGAUGCUUACCGAAACUCUGGACUCACUUCACUUGGCCCUGGUGAAUCCAGCCUUCGUAGUCCAGUUGUUCGCCCGCUUACUGCACAGGUUGAACGCGCGUCUCUUUAACUUCAUCCUUGGCUCUCCCAGCGAUUCCACCACAACAUCGCCUCCUGAUGCUUCUGCUGCUCACGUUUCUCCCAGCUGGGGUUCAGUAUUGCAGCACUGGAUCCAUGAAUGUUUAUGUGUUUGGGCCGCCAGUCAAGGUCUGGGUGUCGCCGCCGAGUGCUAUUUGCAACGAGUUAGCCAAGCCGCGGAUCUGAUGUUGGCCGAUGUGAGUUCCGUGGAAAAUCUGUACAAUGUGGUGGUCGAUCUGGCCGGGUUGAACUCCAGACAAGUCGGGUGGUUGUUGUCUGCCUACCAACGCACUGAAACUACCGCGGAUGCUCAGAACAGCCCUGUGUUUCGAAUCCCGGAGAACUGGAUCGGCUUUGUUGUCUCAGGUGUGAAAUUGGUGGCUGACCGUAUUUUGGCUGAAGAGGAAACCCAUUUAUCUGCAGAUACUACUUCGGAGGAUGAAAGAACCUGGGAUCCUCGUCUGAUGGAAGAACUUGACCUGCUACUUCCUUUGCUCCUUCCCGAGGACUCCUACCCCUCUGACAAUUCCAUCCCAUUCGAAGCGUCCGAAGAUCCCACAAGCUGCGACAGCGGUAUAUCAAGCAGGCCAAGCUCGUCCACUGACCGGGGCUCCCGUGGGUUGCCCCCAUUCACUCACUGCGUCGUCGAGCCACUGAUUCUGGUGGAAUCGGUUCGCAAAUUCCUAACAUUCGCCCUUACUGCCGGUUGGUGCCGCUUGUCCGUCCGUCCCAUCUGUGAUCGUUCCCCCCAUGGUUCCUCCACACAACGCCUCCACUGGAAUGUCUACCUCCGGCCGGCAGGUGCUACAUCGCCUGUCUCCUCAUCGAAUUCGCCUGCGCCCUCAAGUGGCAUUGACGGUGACACACAUCCGCACAACAUAGCCGCUCCCUUGAGGCGGGCAUCGGAUCACUUGAUUGCGCCGACACCAUCCACAACAGUCCCCGAGAACUCGCCAGUGACUUCCGAGACGGCAGAUCCGGCGAUGCGACCGCCUUCACCGGUUACCACCGGAGUACGCGUGUCUUCAGAUACUGCGGGAGGGGACAUUGGCUCUACUCCGUCAUUUGACCGAGCGUGUUUAGUGUACAUAUCCUCGUUGUGUUCCAGACAUCAGCCUUUUACGGUCAUCGUGCCGAAGAUAGGACGAAGUCUUGGUCUGAACAUUGUUGCCGCCAAAGCUUCCAGAGUGCAUGCUCUGUGUGAUCAGCUGUUUACUGAACUGGCCAUAGAUCAACCCGAGAAGAGGGCGCCGGCCGCAUCGCGGACAAGUCAACCUACCCAGGCUAUUCAUACUACAUGUGAUGCUGCGCUGCCAUCGUAUCAGCGCACCGGUGACAGAACUCCCACUGCGGAGCUUGUGGCUCAGCUUCCGUAUGGCACCUUUGCUCCUCGGCUGGGGUCCACCACUUCCCCUGAACCGGUCCCGUUUUCCGUGUGUACUGCCGCAUUCACACGCACUAAUGAGUUUGGAGCAGUUCAGGAAGGUCCAGCGCCUUGUCGGCGAACAAACCCUGAAUGCUCGAAUGCUCGCUCUUCACGCUCGCUAGGAGACCUGCCCAGCCUGAAUAUCACCGAUGCCUCGAUGCCAGAACUCCCCGCUGCUCCCGUUGAACGCACAUCCCGACGGGCAUUGAGUGGACGUGCCUUGCAGCGAAGACACACCACAGUCACCACUGACCGGUUCAAUGUUGGUCCUAGGCCUGAACCGCCGAAUCAGGGCCCGUCCAUUCGUGGUUGACAAAUUCGCAAGCUUCUCCGUUGCUGCUGCAAUGUUGUCUAUCACCUCUUCGGCUAUCUGCCUCUGCGCAUUUCCCACCUCCCACCCCCAAAGAACACAAUCGAGCCGCCUGCAUUUGUUUUGUUUUCUGAUUUGCAAGAGAACGUGUGCUUUGUUUGUUGUACAUGGUAUUUUAUUUCUUUAUAUCGUCAUUCCUCAUGCUCACUCUAUUUCUUCUGCCUUGUAAAUGAUUUGACACCAAGUACACUCAUUUGAACUAC